Ostreococcus lucimarinus CCE9901 is the source of this 1140-nucleotide messenger RNA. RefSeq lists its product with no specific name. Bases 1 to 1140 code for a protein of 379 amino acids. NCBI's taxonomy places the organism in Eukaryota, Viridiplantae, Chlorophyta, Mamiellophyceae, Mamiellales, Bathycoccaceae. The record is from RefSeq and is a predicted model, not a curated record. The transcript has 2 exons.
AUGGAGAAAGAUCGCCAGUCAGCGUGGCUCGACGAGCUUUACUUUGAGCAUAGCGCAACAAGGGAAGGCAAACAUGUACAGCGUAGCAGUACUGGCCAAGCUAUCACGAAAGAUCUGCAUAAGUUCUCAAAUGCACUCUUGAACGCACUGCGUGUUCGCCAGAUAUUGCAAUUCAACCAGGAACUUCUUAUACUCACAGAGAAAUUAGCAGAGAAAACAAACGAAGGGGACUUAAUCGAAGCGUUGAAUGCGUACGAAGAUUUGCUUAGAUUACAUAAGUCGCGAUCAAACGUGCGCUCAAAAACCGACAUUGACAUUGAGAGUUCCUUGACUAGUGUACACUGCUUUGUUCGGAAUGCUACGUCGAGUUAUUGUCAGUCAGCACUCGUGGUUGAUGAUCUUGUGAAUGUUCUCCAUAUAGUGGAUAAAUUGGUUAGAAUAGAGCUCCAUCACGUUGUCGAAGAUGCCGUCACUACGUCAAUUCGCGAGACUAUGGUUGCAAGAUACGAAAAUGCGCAAAAUAUGAAUUUGGACAGGGGGCAAAUACCAGCGAGAGUGAGCAUGUUGCCUCUCAAUACCUUGUACGAGACUAUCCGAAGCUUUUUGUCGCAACUGCAAACAUAUUCGAAAGAAAGAAAGCCUUCUGAAGCGGUUAGUUUUGUUUUUGCCGCGAUUGUCGGUACUUGGUCUUCGCUAGUUGAAAAAUUUUUGGUCGAAUAUGAUGACCACUUGAAAACUUGUGUUCUGGACAAUUUGACGAUAAAAUUUGAUAACUUGGUACAGUUAGACACAGCCGUGGAAGAUAUCGUCCUGGUCAACAGAAUAUGUAAAGCACAGCAUGUGAUAUUUGUGAAGUUUCCGUUAACAAUGGAGUAUGACAAUCCGCCGCUUCACACGGUGGUUAGUCAAGACUGCCGCGAAGUUUUUCCAGUGCUGCACACGCUCGCAGAAUAUUAUGUGAAACUUGAAGAAAAACACUUCAAGUACAAGGCGGGCUUUUGCGUUGACAGAGCCACAUAUCAUCGCAACAAUUUUACGCACGGUGAACAAGUUUCUCACAGAUUUCUCAGAACAAACGAUGAAAGUGUAUCUGAAUCAGAGUGUAGAGGUUAUUGCAGAGGUAUUUUGGAUCGAAAAUAA